UCGCUGCUCGGGCAAAGAGCAGCGGCGAGCCCAGGCAGGCAGGCAGGCAGGCAGGCGGCGCUCCGCAGCGGUCUCCGUGGUGUCGCCGGCGGCAUGGUGGACAGCAUCUACCGGACCCGCUCGCUGGGCGUGGCGGCCGAGGGGCUGCCGGACCAGUACGCGGACGGAAAAGCGGCGCGGGUCUGGCAGCUCUACAUCGGCGACACGCGGAGCCGCACGGCCGAGUACAAGAGCUGGCUGGCGGGGCUACUGCGGGGCCAGCGCUGCCAGACGGUGCUCGACGUGGCCUGCGGGACCGGAGUGGACUCCAUCAUGCUGGUUGAGGAAGGGUUCACUGUUACCAGCGUGGAUGCCAGUGACAAGAUGCUCAAAUACGCUCUGAAGGAGCGAUGGAAUCGUCGGAAAGAGGAACCUUUUGACAACUGGGUCAUUGAAGAGGCCAACUGGCUCACCCUGGCACAGGAUGUGCAGAAGCCUGGUGAUGGUUUUGAUGCUGUCAUCUGCCUCGGGAAUUCCUUUGCACAUCUCCCGGACUUUAAAGGUGACCAAGGUGCUCAUAAACAGGCUCUUAAAAAUAUUGCCAGUAUGGUGCGUCCUGGCGGCAUCCUUGUCAUUGAUCACCGUAACUACGACUACAUCCUGGAAACAGGCUGCGCCCCUCCAGGGAAGAACAUCUACUACAAGAGUGACUUAACUAAGGACAUCACCACGUCUGUACUCCUUGUGAAUAACAAGCCAAGCAUGGUGACCCUGGACUACACCGUGCAGGUGCCUCCCGAAGGGAAUGAUGGGAGCCCAGAACUGAGUCAGUUCCGUCUCUCAUACUACCCUCACCGCUUGGAGCCUUUCACGGAACUUCUGAAAAAUGCGCUGCAAGGCCAGUGUGAACACAGUGUCCUGGGGGACUUCAAACCUUACAAGCCAGGCCAGGAAUACACGCCAUGCUACUUCAUUCACGUGUUGAAGAAAACGGGCUGAGAACUGCACAAGAGAAUGCUCCAGCCAGCAUCUGGGGCCUCUUGUCCAUGGCUGGAGUGGCCAGUUGCUACUCCAACAGUGCAGCAAACCAAGUUUAAAUGAUAGUGAAUGUGUAUAGAAGGUGCUUGAACCAGAAAAGGGAAAACUGGAAAGAUUUUUUCACCUCCACCUCUCCCCACCCCCGUCAAGGGGCCAGUGUUGUGAAUCUGCUUUAGGGACUGGAGGAGCUGUUUCUUAACCCGUGACCUCUGAGAGAAAGAGGUGGGGGUGAUUGGUAUCUGAAUUUUAUGCAAGGUUUUGUUACUGGUUAAACUGUAUUUUUCUGUCCUUGGUGCCUUCUUUUUUUUCUUUUUUCUUGCUGCUGUUUCUUAGGUUGCAUGGAUAAUGCGCAUCAAUGCCGGUAAAUGUGGAUGGCUGUGUGUUUUGUUUUGGGACAGAUGUGGAGACAGGAACUAUAUUGGCUCUCUGAAACCUGUGGAUAAUAGUCUUCUGCCUAGUUAGGAAUCUCUUCUGUAGUCCCCAUUCACUUCAAUGGUGGCUUGUUUAUGAGAAUGUAUUGGUUCCCAGAGUCUUCUCAUAGCAGUUGGUGGUAUUAGUGUGAUGCAUAUAUUCCUGCAUCUCAUGUUUGUUUUUUGAGGGUUAGGUCUCUUCGAUGACAAAGCAAAUUCAGUUUAUUUUCCCCCCCAGUGCUCCAUAAAAGCAGUAAUCUAAGGUUUCUUAUCUCAACAGCUGAAGGCGAAUCCUAAACACGACAGAGCAUACUCUUUGAAUGCAGAAAAUCUCAGGUUUAAUCCCUAGCAUUGCCAGGUAAAGGAUGUCAGGUAGUGAUGAGACUUUUCUCUGUGAGACCCUGGAGAGCUCCUACCAGUCCGAGUGGACAGCAGCUGAGCUAGAUGGACAGAUGACCUGGCUGAGCACAAGGCAGCUUCUAAAGCCACCCUGUGACAGAAAAGCUCUUCCAGGCCCAGGAGUGAUUUCUACAAGCCUUUGCUGAGAAGGGGAAGUAGACACAGAGAUAAUUAGGAAUGUUAAUGUCUAAUUAUUGCUCGAGAUAUAUAGUUUAACUCCAAUAGCUCCUUUCUCUCCUCACCUUCUUUAGUUCCUGUUGGGUUAAAUGGAUGUCCCCCCCCCCCCCUCCAUGGUUGGGUGAAAGAACCACCAGAGGGAAGGGGCAGAACAUCCUGAGGUAGAGGUAAGUUUGCUGCAUUGUGUGAUCUGGUGAUCCUACCUCCAGUUGAGAUGUGCUUACUUUGAAUACCGACUGGCCAUGUUUGGUCUGAAAGGCUGGGGGCCUAAUUCUAAUGUCCUUAGACUAGAAAGGACUUCCGCAAGCUGCUUGAGAGUGAAGGUUAUUUUUGGGUUAGUGCUGAUAGUGAGCAUUGAUUUUGGAAAUCUGCAGUAUGACUAGAUGACCAUUGGCUAGCAUCAUCCCACGAAGACCUGUGCGAAGAGUGUGGCAUGGGGGUUAUGGAACAAGCGCAGAGUGUGGAAUGGGCGGGUGUGUAUGUGUCAGAAUUCAGCUGCCUUAAAGACUCUGCUCUUGGUUGUUUUUCUUUUUGUGUGGAUAAUAUCUCAAAAGCCAGAGAGGAAGCUAUAUAAAGUUGAUAGGACAGGGCUGGCAGGGGGAGCUUCUGUGACCGGCAGAGUUCUUUCUGUUUCCCGUGACUAACAAAGCCAGAACGAUAGACAACGCAAAUAAGAACAAAUGCAAAUUGAUCCUAUUUAUAGGAUUUCAUUUUUCUUAUCAGUACAGAGAACUUAAGCCAACUAUAGAGGCAGGCCUAGGGAUUGUAUAGAGCAGCCCCUCUUCCCUCCCCUUUUUUCUCUUGCUCAAGCUGAAAUGGAUAUAUUACAACAAACAGGACCACGGUGUAAUGUAACCGGUAAAACAGUAAAUC
This is a messenger RNA of Gekko japonicus, 2876 nucleotides long. It is a transcript of the gene GNMT, whose product is annotated as glycine N-methyltransferase. Lineage: Eukaryota; Metazoa; Chordata; Lepidosauria; Squamata; Gekkonidae. Gene Ontology annotation, cellular component: cytosol. The record is from RefSeq and is a predicted model, not a curated record. The transcript is spliced from 6 exons. Gene Ontology annotation, biological process: one-carbon metabolic process; S-adenosylmethionine metabolic process; regulation of gluconeogenesis. The coding region runs from base 94 to 978 and encodes 294 amino acids. Gene Ontology annotation, molecular function: glycine N-methyltransferase activity; glycine binding; S-adenosyl-L-methionine binding.